AUGGAGCGUCAUGAGCAACCUCGGCUCCUGCAAAGGCGAGUCGCAACGGCACCAACGAUCCUGCCGCCCCCUACAAAGACACAACACUCUGGAGAGAAGGUCAAAGAAGAGAUUGGUUCUUUAUACAGCCACGCAAAUGCGAAGGUGAUAUCUCUGGUAGCGCUCAGCGACCAGACGUACAGCUUGGACAGCAGCAAACGAGAUACAGUCGGCCCAUGGCAGUCCCAUUUCGAAAGAACGAUUGCAUUUGGUUCUCUGAGACUUUAUCGAGCUCCAGGCUCGGUGGCCUUCUUAAGCUGUGGAAGUGCCUUGCAGCCAAUGUUGCCCAAAAGCCAGUGCUGGUGCAUGGAAGACGAUGGUAGCAAGUUCAUUCUACAGAUACGUCCCCCAAGCUACUGGCGAAUAGAAAUAGCAUCUCCAGAUUCGCCGUGUCAUAGCCUUCGCGACUGUCUCGCGUCUAUCCUGCUGCUGGACAAGACCCCUUGUCCCUUCAAGGAGUCAGUGCCAAUAUUACUUCCUCCAAGACCUCUGUCUAGACCACUCUUCGUUCAAAAACGGCGACCGUGGAAAUCACUACGCAGCUAUUCAUCAGAGCUAACCUUAGCUAAAUCGAGCACCGUGUGCGACGACAACCAACCUCUCGAGAAGGGUUCGAUCAAAGAGGUGAUUACAAAACAUAAAAUAGAACCCCCCAACAAAGUUAUACAAAAAGAGGAUAGGUCUCACGAAAUGGAAUCGUCCAAGGUCACAAAAGGGUCUGAAACUCCCAGAGGUACCAUUAAAGUCAUCAAAGUGGACUUCAGCAUUCUGUUGGAAGAUCAUCCCAAAGCGAUUGACGAACCGAAGCCGCCGACACUCUGCACGCAAUACGCAUUGGGCUUAGAGGAGGGUCCGGACUCGGACUCGUCGAAAAACACAGCAUGCUCUCUUUUCGCGGGCGUCGGACAGACGAGCAUCACACUUGAGCGGGAUUCAAUGGCGAUCACCAAAGCGAAUCAAGCAAUCAAACCCGUGCGACCGAAUAAGAAGCCAACAGAUAACAAUGAGUGUCUUGGCACGAAUAGAGGGAGAAGGCAUCGACACACCGUCGCGUCAAGUUGGCGUGAUGUUGACAUGACAGCUUUGGUUAAGAAAACAAGUGGUGACGGCGGGAUGCUUUCAAUAGGGCUGAAUCGCCCCAAGGUAGCAACCACCGCUCACGAAACCCAAUCGAAGGAGUGUUCUGAGGCGAUGAUGAUAUUGGAGACUGCAUUGGCUCAAGGAACUUCGCAAUUGGAAAGUUACCAACCGCACUCAAAGCUUGCACCACAGCUACGACUAUGUCGGAAAGAGCCAAUGGACGCGGACAAUACCCCCACGACAGAAGCUGGGGGGUGUGCCAGAGAAUCUUCUUCGGCCGAUGCGUAUUCGAGUGCUUACUCGUUACCUUAUGUUUUGCUGCUCAAAGUAAUAUCUACAAUCUUCCAGGCGAUAUUCGGCAUCGUGGUAUUGGGAUGUCGGACGGCCAUUAUCAUUGUCGUUCGGUGGUGGAUGCCGGUCGAGGAGAUCGAGUCGAAAACUGGUGUGCCAGCUUUCCAGCAAUGGAUUUACGAAGCAUCUGGAGUAACUCGUACACACAUUUAUGAUGCUUGUAUGUACACGUGUAUUAUGUGCCCUAAAAACGCGGUCAAUUACGUAGAUAGUGCUAUAUUGCUAGGUAGACAGGUACUAGUAGUAAAAUAA
Beauveria bassiana ARSEF 2860 is the source of this 1722-nucleotide messenger RNA. RefSeq lists its product as uncharacterized. Gene Ontology annotation, cellular component: extrinsic component of intraperoxisomal membrane. NCBI's taxonomy places the organism in Eukaryota, Fungi, Ascomycota, Sordariomycetes, Hypocreales, Cordycipitaceae. The record is from RefSeq and is a predicted model, not a curated record. The coding region runs from base 1 to 1722 and encodes 573 amino acids. The transcript has 7 exons. Gene Ontology annotation, biological process: peroxisome inheritance.